GCCCUCCUCUCCUCUCCUCCUUCCAGCAGAGUAUUGAGCUCCCAGCUGACCUACUUUCUGCUCUCAGUCAUCCCGCUGCUGUUUACAGCCGUUGCAGAGCCGGGAUGAGGAGCUCUGUACCGGGGGAAGCGGCGGAGGAACCCCGCUGCUAGUCUGCGGAGCACCGGGAGAGGAGCGGCGGGAACGUUAGCCAGACUUUCUGGGAACAUUUGGGAAGAAGGAGGGAAACUAAAGCUCGUUAUGCAAUCGGAGGCGUUCGGCUCGCUGAGCUCGGCUCAAUGUUUUAGUUCAGAGGAGGAAAAAAUGACGGACGGCGGUUAAAGUGUUUCUGCCGCACUUCUUCAGGAUUUUUUUCCUUCGGGGGGAACCGAGGAGGAGGUGGGCAGCUGCUCCUUCCUAGGUUUUUUCAAUAAAGCGCUGAGGCCAGGUGAGGGCGGAUGGGACUUCCCAGACUUCAGAAAAGGCCCGGUUGGCAGAGGGAGUGAGUAUGGACAACCUUUCAGACUUCAGCGGGCCGUGUCCAUCCACCCUUAGGGAAUGGGAUACCAACAGCUGUGUGGAGGACUUAAUGGAUGAAGAUGAGAAGGACAAAGCAAAAAGAGCAUCUCGCAACAAAUCUGAAAAGAAAAGAAGAGACCAGUUCAAUGUGCUCAUCAAGGAGCUGUGCACGAUGCUGCAGGGCCAGGGCCAUCCGCGCAAGAUGGACAAGUCCACCAUCCUGCAGAGGACCAUUGACUUCCUGCAGAAGCAGAAAGACAUCACUGCGCAGAACGAAGUCUGUGACGUGAAGCAGGACUGGAAGCCCUCGUUACUCAGUAACGAAGAGUUUACUCAGCUCAUGUUGGAGGCCCUGGAUGGUUUCCUGAUUGCAUUAACGACGGAUGGAAACAUCAUCUAUGUGUCUGACAGCGUGUCCUCUCUAAUUGGACAUUUACCGUCAGAUAUGGUGGACCAGAGCAUCCUGAAUUUCCUCCCGGAGCGGGAACACGGGGAGGUUUACAAGCUGCUAUCAUCCCACAUGCUGAUGUCUGACCCGGUUGCUGCUGAUUUCCUUGACAGUGAGGCACAUAUUGAAUUCUGCUGUCAUCUUGCCAGAGGUAACAUGGACCCCAAGGAGCCUCCUGUGUACGAAUAUGUCAAGUUUGUUGGAGAUUUCAAGUUUCAUAACAAUGUGCCUACAUCUUCUUGUAACGGGCAUGAAGUGACGUUACCAAGAAGCCUGCAGUCGUCACUGGAGGAGCAGGUCUGCUUCAUAGCCACCGUACGCUUAGUCACUCCACAGUUCCUGAAGGAUUUGUGUAACGUGGACGAUCCUUGUGACGAAUUCACGUCCAGACACAGCCUUGAAUGGAAGUUCCUGUUCUUAGAUCACAGAGCGUCGCCGAUCAUCGGCUAUUUACCCUUUGAGGUUCUGGGAACGUCGGGCUACGACUAUUAUCACGUGGAUGACCUGGAGCUGAUAGCCCAGUGUCACAAACAAUUGAUGCAGUUUGGAAAAGGUAAAUCCUGCUACUACCGUUUCCUGACCAAAGGCCAGCAGUGGAUCUGGCUGCAGACUCAUUACUUCAUCACGUACCACCAGUGGAACUCCAAACCCGAGUUCAUCGUCUGCACUCACACCGUCGUCAGUUACGCCGAGGUGCGAGCCGAGCGGAGGAGAGCGUUUGGUCUGGAGGAUCUUUCUCCGCCGGAGAUCGCCCCAUCCUCCGUGAAGGCUCAGGAGCUGUACUUGGACAUCUGCUCCACUCUGGACGCCAAGAGGGACAGAAACGGCGGCGCUCGUUCGGUGUCGUCCCACAGCUCCAGGAAAUCGUCCCACACCGCCCUCUCGGACUCUCUGUCAGCAAACUCCUACACAGAGGCCUGCAAGCCAUCAUGGCCACCGGCCGCCGUCGGAACAGAGAAAACGCCGGGCAGACUCCAGCCUAGCGGCUCGAAGAUUUUGGCCCAGAGACAAAAUUCCUUUGAAGUCGUUCCUCAAGAGAGCAGCAAGCACUCCGCCACGCAGCAGCAGCAGCAGUCUGUGUAUCAGCUUCAGCAGCCUCAGCUCGGCGUGAUGACCCAGCUGAAGGAGCAGCUGGAGGAGAGGACGCGCAUCCUGCAGGCCGACAUUAAGACGCAGCAGCAGGAGCUGUAUGACAUCAAGGAGAAGCUCCAUCUCGCUAAUCUGCAGAUGCUGUUACAGCAGCCGAUUCACAGUGACUUAGGCCAGGCCCAGCAGCAGCAGCAGCAGAGCCCGGGAAGGCCGGCGCAGCAGAACCAGAACCAGUCUGGUGUCAUCAGGCAGCCAUCAGGCCAACAGAAAGCGUCAACCUGCGGGGCUCACAGCUCACCUACGCUCCCUCUGAGAGAAAACGCCUCUUCGUCCUCACAGGUUCAGCAGUGGAUUGCCCGCAGCAGACCAACCCAGACGGUGAGUCUACCGAUGCAGACCAACACCAGCCUGACGACGCCCUUCUACAGCAACCCCAUGAUGUUCUCCCAGACAAACACCAGGCCUCAGCAGGACCCGAACCAAAGACAGACGGAUCAGCUCAGCCAUGACGGACAGUUACGGAUGCUCCUCAAGCAGCCCAUGCAGACUGUGGUUCCUACAAGCAGCAGCGCCUCCCAGCCUUCCCAGUGCAACAUGGGAAUCUCCCAAACUCUGUACAGCUUGGACCAGCCCAUCACCUCCUUCACCAUGCAGCAGGUCAACUGUAACGCCGUGCUCGUCCCCUCCCCCGUCUUCACCUCACCCAUCAUGAUCCCACACAACAGCUUCAUCUCGCAUCAGGCCCAGUCGGCCUACCACAGCCAGCCGCAGGCCUCCCAGCACUCUGUGCAGCAGCUGCAGGCCCAGCAGUUCUUUCAGAUAAAUCAGGGUCUGGUUCACGGCGGUUCUGCUCCAACUUUCCUCCACGCCACCAACAUCCCACAGCAAAGCACCAUGGGAUACAUUCAGCAGCCACCACAGCAGCAACGGCAGUACCAACAUUCCCAGAACCAGAACCAGCCAGGCAGUGUUUCAGACUUCAGGGACAUGCUGACCCGAUAGCACUGAGGACUGGAUCGCAGCGCCAAGGAUCUGCCUCUCUGGCGCCGCUCUGUUGGCGGCGGCCAAAACCUCCUAAAUCAGGGGGCGGCAUGCCCGACGCCGACCCGGAACCACCCGCAGGAUCCGAAGACAAUCUGAGGGGUCGGGUCUCUGUUGGGGCCAAAAGGGCUGCAGCGGGUGCACAAUCAGAACCGUGACCCGGACCUGUGGAGGUUUCCUUCUAGAAAGUUCUCAUUCAGCUGUUUGCACUUUGACCCCAGAAGUAGAAUAUUUAUUUAUUUUGGACCUAAGAUGAUCCGUUUUGCUCUCAAGCUGCUCCCACCUAGAAUCUCUCUGUUUAGGGCGGGUCCAGCUCUGCAGAACAGAACUGUUCUGGAACCAGAGGAGCAGCGGAGCUGGACUGGACCUCAGAAACCCGGAGUCCGGACCCGGUGUCAGCCUGCAGAGAGGCGGAGGAAUCGUGCCUUCAACCAUAAAGACGGCUUUAAAAUCCAGCUCAGGUCCGUUUGGAUCAUCAGAGGUUUAUUUUCAUAACAGAGAAGAUUGUUCUGAAAACAGGAAACGUGUAGAUUUUCUCCUGCAGACGUUCUUCCUGGUUGCAGUUCCCGGCUAAUCGCUGCAAGAGCAUCGUUCCGACAGAAAUGUGGAAAAAAACCUUAAAAUGAAAUCAAGCUGCAAAUAAUGAUUAUUCUGAUCAUCGGUUAAUGAUCAAAAAGGAAAAAGAACAUUUAUGUUAGAAUUUAAACCAGCUGAAACUAAAUAUUCCCACUUGAGGAUUUCUGAACAAAAACCUUUUUAUCUUAAAUGCAAAAUGUUUUUCAUUCUGGUGUAAGUGCUGCUCUGAGUGGGUCCCUCUGUCAGCUGCAGUUAAUGAUUAAUCGAUUAAAUCAAUUGAUAGGUUAGUUGACUAUUAUAUUAAAAAUCGGUUAAUUUGGUUCAUUGUUUGAUCCUUAAAAUAACCUUAAAUUCAGAAGCACUUUAAUGAGAAACGAACCCAAACCUUUAAUUUAAUCAGAUACCUGAAAACCAGGAGAAACGGAGCGACAGAAAAAUACAGAAUCUUUAAAGUGGAAGAAGCUCAGCAUGAGGAGUUCAACCGGUCGAAACCAGUUCUCAUAAAAACAAACUAACAAUGAUUUUAUUUUAAGGCUUUUUUCCCGAAGCUUUGAACAGAUUUUGGACAGCUGUCCGUCUGACCCACAAACAACCAGAUCAGAUUUUAUUCACUGAAAACACAGAAGUGUAUUUGAAGGUUUCCAUGGAAACGGCUGGCUCUCCUCCUUCCUGAGCAACACGACUUUACCUCAGAAAGUUGGAGGAGCAGAAUCUGAUGGGUUAGGCUGGAUUACAGUGGAACCUGAGAUAAUCCAGAGGACGGUUAACAGAUUGGGGCGAGGCGUUUUAGUCUGUCUAUAUGGAGACAAUGUUGUUCCAGUAUUAUUGAGGGCAAAGAACAAAAAAGAAAUUUAAAUAAAAUGUUUUAAAAUAUUUUUUUAAUUAAAGAUAAACUUUAAAGAGUAACUCAUAUGUUAUAUGUUACAGUUUUCUAAUUUUAUCUUAAAUAUAAAUUUUUCAGAUAAAAAAAAAAAAAAGCUGAAUUAUUAGUUUUCUACAGAUUUCACCCUCUGCAUCUCUGUGUGGUCUGAGAACACAGCAAUAGAAAUUAGCCACGAGAAAUAAAAUUUGGAAAAACGUUUGAGAAAAAUAACAUUGUGAAAACAUAAUCCAAAAAAAUUAAAAUCAGAAAAGAACUUCGAAAUACUAACAUUUGGAAAGUAAACUCAUAAAAAUAAAAUAACAUGGGGGAAAAACAAAACAAAAUUAGGAUCAUAAAUCUGGAAGAAAUAUAUAUAAUCUGAAAAAAAUGACCAACCCUAUAAAAACUCUGGCAGAUCUUUUACACCUUACUAAUUAAUCUUUUGUCUUUUACUAUUGAGAAGUGUUUUAAAUUUCCUUUCUUAAACAUUUGCAUGAUGUUAACUAUCACUAAUAGUGGAGCAACUUUCUCCCCAUAGCCUCACAAUGACAAUCAGCAGAAACGCAGCGACUUCAGCCCCCAGAAAGCGCCAGCGUCUCUGAGCUCACGCUGGGUUGAGACGCAGCUUGCUCUGCGUGGACAUUCAGGCCGUUUUUACACUUUUGUAUGUGCAAUGUGGAUGGAAGGAGCCGGGUCGUUCUCGGGUCCGAACAGCUGUAGAUAGAGGCGUACCGCCAGCUGGUCUUAUUUAUAUGGAGUUAUUUUUGUAACAUUCCCAGGACUCGUCCUCUAAAUGGGAGGAUAGCAAGGAAGGCACGGUGCACAGGGUUUGGACCGAACCGAGCCGUGAAAAGAGAUUAAAGCAGGAAGCUGGAUCUCAGCUGCAGUUAUUCAGUCAUUUAACACUUAGAGAUUCUAGAAGAAAAAGUGCAAUUGUGUAAAAUCACAAAGUUUGUUUUAUUUAUGUGGCUGGAGCCCCCCACCCCCAUGAAGAUCCAGCUGAAGCGGUGCCAUAGAUGUCUGUGUUUCUGUUCUGACAGAUCAGUGUUCAAUAGAAUUUCAUUUAAAAGGUUAUAUAGAGUUCAGUUGUUUAAUUCUGGCCAAAAACGAAAACUAAAAGAAGGAAGCAGCACAGAAAUGUUUCGGUUGAAAGAAAACCAUGACGCUGCUGACCUGAGGAAGCCAAGGCAUAUUGUUGGAAAGUUAAGUGGAAGGAAAAAAAUUUGAUGGAAACAAGCAGCCUUUGGGAUGACAGACUGAGUGUAAAGCCUCCACACACACAUUAAAA
This is a messenger RNA of Cyprinodon tularosa, 5802 nucleotides long. RefSeq names its product neuronal PAS domain protein 2 (gene npas2). The transcript has 22 exons. The record is from RefSeq and is a predicted model, not a curated record. Gene Ontology annotation, cellular component: CLOCK-BMAL transcription complex; nucleus; cytoplasm. Bases 488 to 3037 code for a protein of 849 amino acids. Lineage: Eukaryota; Metazoa; Chordata; Actinopteri; Cyprinodontiformes; Cyprinodontidae. Gene Ontology annotation, molecular function: RNA polymerase II cis-regulatory region sequence-specific DNA binding; protein dimerization activity; DNA-binding transcription factor activity, RNA polymerase II-specific. Gene Ontology annotation, biological process: regulation of transcription by RNA polymerase II; circadian regulation of gene expression.